AUGGCCGCCCUGGUGGGAGCUUCUCUUCUUUUUGCCGCCGUUGCCGCGGCGCAGAAUAGCUGUUCGAUCGUCCCCAUCUACGUCGACUUCCAUGACAGGGCAGUCAAUGGCGGCGUAAAUAUACAAUACGGCCUUUUCGCCGGAAUAGGCUUCCCCCUAUCGCAAAAUCAGUCUCUAUGGCCGUCGCUGUCGAACAAUGAGACGACGGUGUCUAGUCUCGACUACUGCACCAAUAGUCCGUUCCCGAAUUGCUUGGAUCAUGAUCACGGAUUCUACUCCCCAGAACUAUCAGAGAAUUAUUCCUCCGUGGCAUCAUAUCAACCACUCGAUGAAUAUGGAUCGAUACCCGCAACAAUUGUUGAGACUGCGCUCGACACUCUCAAUGUCUUCACACACUACUUUGACCCGUCACCAGCAACUAUAACGCGAGUACAGAACUUCCCCAUCACGAGACUGUCCAACUAUUCUUCCAGCAGGACACCGUGGUUUGGACCUGCCGGCCUCAUGGGUCUUGGGCCCGUCAGCACUCUCCUCGAACACCUGUACAACAAUCAGUUUAUCUCGUCGCGAUCUUUUGGCUUGUACAUGGGUACUGAGUAUGAGCAGUCGAACGGUGCAAUCAAUGGCUCACUCACUCUGGGUGGCUAUGAUUCAGGUCGAUUUGAGGGCGUCGUACAUAAUUACACCAUCAGUCAGCCGCGUGCGGAUGCAGCUCACAGCCCCUUCAAGGUGUCGGUCCAGCAAAUGACUCUUACCGACGAGUCCAAUGGAGAGAAGACAGACUUGCUCACUGGCGCAUUCGACGCCCAUAUCACUACCUCGCAAUACCAACUCAGUCUGCCUGACAAUGUCCUCCAGCAAUUCUCGGACGCAACAGGUGCUAUACCCUCCGACGACGAUCUCAACGUCUAUCGUCUUCCUGACGGCUUCAACUCCACGUUAACAAUCACUCUUGACUCCGGCCUCGAGAUCACCUACGAUGCCGACUGGUUGAGGAACGUGUCAAACAACUCGCCCAUCUCCACCCACACCAUACCAGACGGUACUACCAACGGAACGAUCAAUCUCCUUGGCAGCGCCUUCCUCUCCAAUGUCUACUUGAUCGCGAACUACGACUCCGAGCCGCCGACGUUUCACCUCGCCAAAGCAUUGCCACACGCACCGUACGUCUUCACGGAGACGCUAUGCCCAAACACAGUGCCCACAGCCGCAGCGCAGACUAAGAUUUCCAGCUUUGCGGCUUCAGGGAUGGCCGGUGCAAUCGUCGGUGGUGUGGUCGGGGGCAUCGGCGUCGGAUUUGCCAUCUACUGGCUUUUCCGAAAAUGCAUGCAGCGACGCAUGUGGCGUGAAAAAGCCCGCCAAAGCAUGAAGGGCAAGGGUAUGGACAGUGAAUCUACCGUGGGAGGCACCAAAUGGGCCAGCGGCAAAGCCCAAGGGUCGCCCUCGACCAUGGCAAGCGAGAUAGAGAGGGGAAACAGCAGUGAAAUGGCGACGUUUGCAUUCGAUUUCAAUUCACAACAACAUCAGGCGUAUGCAACUUACCUCGACAACGCGACGCAACAACCACAGCCACAACCACAGCAGCAGGAUCAGAACGCCUCAAGACUGUCACGCACGUACAGCCAAUUCGUCAAGCAAAUGGCGCACGAGAACCUCGCCUUGAACACAGCUCCCCAGUCGGGAAUGCAUGCCCCUCAAUACGCGCGGCCCAUUACCUCUGACUCCUUUGAGACUCCGAUCACGCCUGCCACGGGCGUGCCGUUGUUGUUCUCAUCAUCCCGACCCGGGCAGUCGCCGGAGCCGGUGAUCCAGACGUCCAAGCACGGGCCUUUCCGGCCCUUGACACUGACACACAGCAACGUCUCGGUGCCCGACGCGACGAGCACGUUUCCCUUCGGAGAGGGACAGGGACGGAGCCACGAAGACCACGCCUUCCAAGCCAGGCAGGCCAAAUUGAAGGGAUUGAAUGUGCAGACCGAGUUUGCUCCGCCUCCGACAGCUUUUUCAGAGAAAAUGGCGAGAAAGGCGGCGGGCAGGGAAGGCGGGAAGCUGAAGAAGAUGUUCUCUCCGUCUUCGUAG
Messenger RNA from Cladophialophora carrionii CBS 160.54, 2079 nucleotides. RefSeq lists its product as uncharacterized. The coding region runs from base 1 to 2079 and encodes 692 amino acids. The transcript has 2 exons. The record is from RefSeq and is a predicted model, not a curated record. NCBI's taxonomy places the organism in Eukaryota, Fungi, Ascomycota, Eurotiomycetes, Chaetothyriales, Herpotrichiellaceae.